UCAAGUUUUCCCAAAACCAAAUCUCCGACUCCUUUUCACAGCAAAAACGAAAGAAAACAACAACAACAAAAAGAAAAAAACAUAAAGAGAAAAAGGAAAAACCAUAUAUUAACGACUGCAACGAGGAGUACCAGUAAAAACCUCAACAGAUCUCAACGGAAAGCCACACACAGCAACUGCAACAGCAGCAACAAAAAAAGAGAGUCUUCUUUGGCCUGCAACUGCAACCGAUCCCCGAGGCAGCAGCAGCGCUUCUCUGGGAGCUUCAAGAAGCGGCACAAUGACAGCGACUGCGACAGCAGCGUUCGCGUCAGCAUCAGCAGCAGCAUCGGCAUCAGCAUCGGCGAGAAAGCAACCUGCAACAAUCGCAAUGCUCAAUGGAAACGCUUUUACGGUUAAGCGGCUCUUAGCGCUUCUCAUCAUCUUCACAGUGCUGCACAGGAGUGAGGCCCUGGAGCUGGGCGACAAGUGCCAGCACGACAUGGACUGUACAGAUUUCAUCAAGGGCUCCAGCUGCUCGGCCCUGGGCUACUGCGAGUGUGCGCCAUAUUUUGUUCAAUUGAAUUCCAAGCGCUGUUUGUCAUCCCAACUGCUAGGCGGCGACUGUCAGCUGAGCGAGCAGUGCUCGAUGAAGGUGGCCAACAGCAGCUGCCUGGAUGGGGCAUGCCGCUGCGUCGAGGGAUUCUUGCAGUUCCGCAAGCACACCUGUCUGGGACCUGCCCAUCCCGGCGCCGUUUGCUACAGCCACGCCCACUGCCAAAUGUUUGACACACGCACCCACUGCGACUUCCUGAUCCCCAAUCUCUUUGGACGCUGCCAGUGCACGGCACCCACCAAGAUGGUCGGCGGUCUCUGUCUGACACCCGCCGCGGAUGCGCAAGCGGAGGCGGAGGAGAAGCCCAUCGAGAAGGUGGAGAAGGUGACAACAACCGCAACAACAACCACAACCACCACAACACCAGAGCCUACCACAAGGCGAACCACCACAACGACCACAACUGCUGCACCCACCACAAGGACUACAACAACAACGACAACGACAACUGCAGCACCCAUCCUGCUGGAGGAUGAGCUGCCAGCCAGCGUGGAGGAGCAAACCCUGGAAGAGGACGAUGGCGAGGCUGCCAAGCUGAGGCCAGAGAUCUCUGAGCUGGACAAUGGCGAGAAACUGGAGGCCCUAGACAUGGCCCACGAGGAGACGGAGCUGACACAGCAGCAGGAGCAGCAGGAUGCGGAAAAGGAACAACAAGCAGCUGCAGCAGCAGCAGCAGCUGCAGCAGAGGGAUCACAUGAAGAUGGGGCCACAACUGGAGUGCAACAGCUGCUGACACCCGCCGAUGUGCCCACCGAGAAUGCUGUGGGCGUGGAGCAGGAGACGGAGGGCGGCCCCACCGAGGACUAUCCGUACAAGAUCGACGAGGAGUACACAGAGGAGCACGAGAACAGGCCAGAGCUGGUGGGAGAGCAGCCCGAGCAUCAGUACGAUGAAACGGCACCCGCACUGGCACUGGCACCCAUCGAGGCCGAUGAGGAUGCUGUGGAGGCCUCGGGCGCGGGCGCGGGCGCCGAUGAGAUUGCCUCAUCGCCCGCUGACGAUACCAUGAAAUUCGAUUAUGAAACGCCCGUCGAGGAGGCGGAGAUGGAGGCUGACAAAGAGGUGGAGUCGCAGUCGCAGUCGGAGUCGCAGCCACAGCAGACGGCAGACCAUCAACAGCAUAAUGAUCAUGAGGUGCUGGUGCCCAUUGAGGCCGAGAGCGAGACUGAUGCGGCGGAGGCGACCACUCAGCCACAGACGCUGCUGCAGGAUGAAGAUGAUCAGGAGCCGGCCCAGACAGUGGCUGACGAGGAACUGAUACCCGUGAAUGCAGCUGCAGAAAUCGAAAGUGUGACGAAGGUGACAGAAGUGGAGCUACCCGCAGAGCAGGAGGAGGAGGGCGAUCAAGCUUCGGGGGAUCAUGAGAUGGCAACGCCAGACGUCGCGGCAGUGGCUAAUGAUGAAGUCCCGCCCCAGGAGGAUGCGGAGAAGGCGGAGCAAACAGAAGCGCUGAAGAUUGAAGAGCCGGCAGAGGUGCAGCCAGAGAGUGAAAGCCACAGCGAAGCGGAAAAGGAACAGGGGGUGGAGGUGGAGCAGCCAGAGACACAAACCGAAGCCGCAGAAGUGGAGCCAACAACAGAAGCUGCCCCACAAACGGACACUGAAAUCGAUCAGGCAGAACAAAGCGCCGACAUCAAGCCGACAAGUGGCGAAGAUGAUUUAAAUGAAGCCAAUCAAUUAAAUCAAGAUCAAGAGCAAGAGACACAGCCACAGGCAGAGAUUGCCAUCGAAGCUGAGCAGGAGAAGGAGAAGGAGAGGGAGAAAGAGGAGGUGAAGGUGGAGGAGAAUGUGGCAGAGAAAGAGCCAGAACUAGAGGCAGACCAAGAGACCGAGCCAGUGGAAGAAAUCCAUCAAGAUGCAGAUGAAGCCACAACAGAGCCACAAGAAAUCAAAGUGAAACCAGUCGAAGAACCAGCGGAGCAACAACAGCCAGAGGAGUUGGAUACACAGGUGGAAGACACUGAGACGGAGCUGGAGCUGGAGACGGAGCUGGAGACGGAGACGGAGACGGUGGCAAUCACCGAAGCAGAGCACGAACAAUUGACAUACCCAACAAAUGAUGAUGAAUUGGCGCCAGCCGAGUCGCAGCCAGUGGAGGAGCAACAGACCACAGAGGCGGCACACCAUGAACCAGAAAUUUCUAAUGUCCAAGAGGACAGCACCACAGAGCUGCCCGAACAGCAGCAGCAGCAGCAGGAGACAGAGCAGGAGACAGAGCAGGAGACAGAGAAAGAGCAAGAGGCAGUGGCAGUGGCAGAGUCAGAAGAAGAGGCAGCGUCAGAGUCUCUUGUGGCGGAAAAUGCAAAUGCAAUUAAAACGCCUGAAGUGUCGGAAGCAAUUGCAGAGCCACAGGCAGAGCCACAGGCAGAGCAGGAGCAGAGCCCAGAAGAGCCACAGGCAGAGCCCCAGGCAGAGCAGGAGCAGAGCCCAGAAGAGCUGCAAGCGGAAUCAGUGACCGAGAAGGACGUCGCAGUGGAGCCACAGGCCGUGUCCAAUGAUGAGCUGUCGCAGCAGCAGGUGGAUGGAGAUGUGGGGCAAGGUGCGACGCAGCUGCCAAUUAAUCAGACACCCGAAGAUAUUGAGCCGGAAGCGAGCGACGCUCUGACAGAGACCGCUCCAUCUUUGGAUGUGGAAAGCGAACUGCAAGCGGAAACUGUCACAGAACGCAGUGAAAGUGCCGAGGAGCCGCUCGAGAGUCACAAAGAUGAGACGGAAAUCAUCAAAGAUGAGAAUGAUAACAUCAUCCAAGGUGCCGAGCCGAAUGUCGAGCCAGCAAUCAUUCCAGAGGCAGAGGCGGAGGCAGAGGCACAGCAAGCAGUCAACGAAGUGGAGAAGGAGCCGAACCAGCCAGAGAUGGACUACACCAGCAUCGAGCACCUGCAAGAGCUGCCCCAGCAGGAGGAUGCACCCAAGCCAGUUGUCAUUGAAACGGAAACGGAGACGGAGACGGAGACCACACCCGCCCAGGUGGCAGCCUACGAUGACGAUGAAGAAGAUGCCGCCGAGUCCACUAUGGCGCCGCAGAUCAGUGUGGAGCCCAGCGCCAUUGUGAGCGAGGAGCAGAACCAGGAACAGGAUCUGGAGAAGUUCCACGAGAGCGAGAGCAUUGCCGACAUUCUCAGCGACCUGAUGCUGGAGGGAGACAGCACCGUGCCGCCGGUGCCCUUUGGCCAGCAGCCCGCCCAAACGGUGCCCAUGGUGGAGGCCAGCGAGGAUAACGAGGACGAGGAGGCGCCCGAGGAGUCGGCUAUAGCCGAUCUCGUGGCAGAGGCGGACGAAACACACGACCAGCUGCACGUGGAACAGGUCCAGGCCCCAGAGCAACAGAUUUCCGCCAUUCCAGAACUCUUUGCGGAGGCAGCAAAUGAUGAGGAGCAGCAAGAGGUGGAGGAGGAGGGGGAGACGGAUCAGACGACAGUCAUUCCCGAAGCAGAGGCAGCAGAGGAAGUGGAGCCACAGCAGGAAUCCACCACGGAUGCCACAGUGCAGGCGGAUGAAGAGAAGCUAAUCACCUUCUAUCCGGAGGAACAGCAGGAAACCGAAUCGAUUCCAGAGGAAGCCACCACCGCAGAGGAACCCCAGGAGCAGCAGGAACCCCAGGAGCACACACUCUCGCCGGAGGAACUGCCCUUUGACCUCAGCGAUCACUCGCAGCCCAUUCGCAUCAACGAACUCGAGUCGGACAACUUGAUUGUGGAGUCCACCACCAGCGUCGAUGGCAUCCAGGAGCUGGACAGCAACCACAUCGAGGAGGGCCCUGCCGCACACCACCCCAGCGCCCAUGAGGAGGCCACGCCCAAUCCCGCCGACAUUGUGGAGAUCACCACACAGACGAUGCUGGGUCUGGCCAGCCGUGUGACGCUCAUGGAGCCCGCCGCACCCGUGGCCACCACGCUGAUGCCCCUGAUGACCUCCGAUGAGCCCACACCGGAGCCGGAGUCAGUGGCCGUGCCAGUGUCCGUGCCAGUGGUGGUGCCGGGCUUCGCUUCGGAGCUGCGCAAGCGCGUGGAUCUCGGCCUGGAGGCCAUCUCGCUGGGCCUGGCCUGCAGCAGCGAUCACCAGUGCCAGCUCUCGGAUCCCCACACGGUGUGCAACGGACGCGGAGUGUGCGACUGUGCCGGCAGCAGCGAGACCAAUGGAGCGGGCCAGUGCAGUGCCCAGCGGACGGGCUGCAGUCCGGGAACCUUCCAGUGCCGCUCCAGUGGCGUUUGCAUCUCCUGGUUCUUUGUGUGCGACGGACGCGCCGAUUGCAACGAUGACUCCGACGAGGAGUGCACCCACAAUGCCCGCCUGAACCAGACCUGUCCGACGGAGUCGUUCCGCUGCCAGCGCAGCGGUCGCUGCAUCUCGCGCGCCGCCCUCUGCGACGGACGCAAGCAGUGCCCACACGGCGAGGAUGAGCUGGGCUGCGACGGCAGCUUCAAGGGCGGCAACGCCUGUCCGGAGCACACGUUCCGCUGCAAGAGCGGCGAGUGCCUGCCGGAGUACGAGUACUGCAACGCCAUUGUCUCCUGCAAGGAUGGCAGCGACGAGCCGCCGCAUCUGUGCGGCUCCCGCUCCGUGCCCAGCCUCUUUAUGCGCCUGUUCGAUGCGGGUGGCCUUCUGGGCGGUGGACGCCGCGAGGCGGAUGCCUACUGUCCGCAUCGCUGCAGCAACGGACUGUGCCGCUCCACGGCCAUUGUGUGCUCCGGACGCGAUGGCUGCGGGGAUGGCACCGACGAACAGACCUGUGCCGUGUGCCGUUGUCCUGCUCCAACUGCUGCCAGCCUGCCCGGCUAUCUGGCCCGGCAACGCCCCAUGCCGCUGUGGUAGGAGCCCCAUGCCGCAACCAAUUAUUCAACACCGACUGCAACGUUUUGCCACACUGUUCUACGAGCUUUCCAACACUAUCUGUCGCACCUAUAGCACGCACACCUGCAUCACCCCCCGCCCCACGCCCCACGCAUCAUCGAGACAAUUUUUGCCUAGCAUUUAAGUUGAUAUUUUAACAAAUUAUUUAUUUAUUUAUUUAUGAUGAUUUUAGCUGCGCCCUUGCCACGCCCAAUUGCCACCUUGCUAUCAAAGGGGGUGGCCAGCUCUGGCCUACCCUUUGAGCCAGUGAUGUUUGUCAAUUGAGCCCACGGGACGCAUCCCUAAAAGCCCCCCCCCACACAAGCACACAAGCACACAGAGCCACACACAC
Drosophila obscura is the source of this 5777-nucleotide messenger RNA. It is a transcript of the gene ImpE1, whose product is annotated as retinitis pigmentosa 1-like 1 protein. The record is from RefSeq and is a predicted model, not a curated record. Bases 281 to 5407 code for a protein of 1708 amino acids. Lineage: Eukaryota; Metazoa; Arthropoda; Insecta; Diptera; Drosophilidae. Gene Ontology annotation, molecular function: protein binding. The transcript is spliced from 7 exons.